CAGUACAAGAAAGACUUCCUUCGACGCGCAUCAGGAGUGACGCUUUCAACUUACAAGACGGCUGAUGCUGUGUAAGGGGAAGCCACGUCUGUGUCACUCAUGGAUGUUAGGGGUGUUGUUAGCCCUGGUGGGUCGACAUCCAGAGCAGAUGAGGAGCAAGACAAUAUAGCACUCCUUCGGGAUGCUGUGCCUCAGCUAGAGUCUCUGUUUGUUAUCAGUCAGUGUAUUGGACAUGGCACGUUCAGCUCUGUGUACUUGGCUCGCACCAAACACACCACCACCAUCAAUGGCCGGCAUCACUUUGCUAUCAAACACAUUAUACCUACGUCUCACCCGUCAAGGGUCUACAUGGAACUGAAAUGUCUCAAGCUGAUUGGCGGUUCAGACAACGUAAUGGGGGUGACGAUGUGCUUCCGGGAAAUGAACCAUGUUGUUCUUGUGAUGCCUUACUUCCCACACGAUUCCUUUGCUGACUAUGUUGGCUGUUUGACCAUAGCAGAGCUACAGAAUUACCUAAGAAACCUUUUGAUUGCCCUGAGACGGGUGCAUAGUUUUGGCAUCAUACAUCGAGAUGUCAAACCGGCCAACUUUCUCUACAACCGAAAACAACAGAGGUACUCCUUGGUGGACUUUGGCUUAGCACAGGAAGUCAGCCAAAUAAAGACAUCAGCCAUGCAUGGCAACUUGGCACGAAUAAACCGUGCAAGAAUAGAGGCUGCGAACCAGAUGCUCACACCACCCACAGUUGAGACACCACACCAUCCCGCCAACAAGACAGUCAAGAGGAAAUUGGUUGUCAGUCCUGGAGAACCAACAGAGGCUGAGAAAAGUGUCAAACGAGCAAGGCAGGGAUCACCUCCAUCAACAUCUGUGUCGAGCAUCCUCUCUACAACAACAAACAGAGUUAAUACAGCAUUACGUCGUUCACCAAGAAAGCAGUGUUCCAUUGCACCAUCACCAAAGAAGGAAAAUUUUGAGUUAAUGGGGACACCAAGGAAGGUUACGAUUCAGAGUUCAAAUAUACAACAGGACUCCCCAAGCAAACAUACCAGAAAUGCAGAAGCUAUUCGUAGGUUAGAGUCACCAGACUUUAAUGGCUUUGAGGGUUCUGGCCAGUCUCAUCAACUCCUGCGACAAGAGGGUGGUAGAGUUUUAAGACGCUCUCCUCGGAAACCGGCACCUGUGAACAACACAUCCACUCAGCUUGAGGGCUUAGCUAAACAUUUGCAGGAGGUUACAUCUAGACAAGGUACAACAAGAAAUUGCAGUAACAAAGUUUUCAGUGAACCAACAGAGGCUGAGAAGUGUCAAACAACUGAGAUGAGUUAUUGGUUAAAUAAUGGAAUUAUCUUUUCUUUCAUUGCUACUUUGGCUUUCACACAAACUGUUCAUCACUGCAACUGCGUGACUCAGCUGCUGUACUUGGAAGAGGAUGUGAUUGUACAAACCCGAAAAGGAGCAAUGUUGCAGCCAGUGAGUUGUAAGUGUUAUGGUCAUCCCCGAGUCUGUAGUGUGUGUGUUACAAGAACAAAUCAGGUGGCCCCAAGAGCUGGCACCCCUGGAUUUAGGGCUCCUGAAGUGCUUCUGCGUCACCCUGAUCAAGGAACUGCUGUCGAUAUGUGGUCAGUUGGUGUUAUCCUGUUGUGCCUUCUAAGUGGACGUUACCCUUUCUUCCGUGCUGUUGAUGACCUCUCCACCUUAGCUGAAAUAGCAACAUUACUUGGAACACAAGUGAUGAAGAAGACAGCAGCACAUUUGGGAAAACUGUUUACUUGCUCAGAAACCAGAAAUCCACUUGAUUUGAUGAAAGUUUGUGAGAUUCUUCGUAGCAACUCUAGGAGAAGCAACAUCAACAUAGACAAAGAGACCCUGCCACAGCCAUGUCCAAGCUGCUACCAGCAAGAAAUGUGUGUGUGUCUCAUCCCCCCCACCAAGGCCACUACCUCACAGAAUGCAUCUGGGCAAUCCGGCAAGAAGAGAUCACAGGCUCAGGAACGACAUCAGCCUCCCAAGACACCUGGGGCACAUCGGAAGGGAAAUACAUUGGGUGGCGUCUCGUCAACCUCAAGGACAGAACCUGAGGCUGCAGGCACUAGUAAAAAAGCACAGGAGCAGGUGCAGGCACAGCCCCAAGGACCAACAACUACCACACCAAAGGAGGAGGACCAGACCAGAGCAGCAGCCUCAGACAGUAGCUGUAUCGUUGUCACCCCAUCUUCCUCUUGCAAGAAGAUGCAGCCUGAGCCAGAGCUGCCAAGAGACUCCCUGGAGGUGAUUGAGGUUAAGAUUAAAGAAGACAGACACUGCAAUGCUGUUGCCGCAGCAUACCCACCACUUGUUUACCACCUGUUGAUUAGGCUCCUAGAUCCCAAUCCAGAUACUCGCAUUACUGCUCAAGAAGCCUUAGAUCAUCCCUUUUUAAAAUGUCCUUUAGGUUAGCUCUCUAGGUGCAUGUGUAUGGUACAUUACUGCGUUUGUGGUAUUUUUAUACGGUUUUGAUUAAGGGUUAGAGUUCAUUAGCUAAGGCAAUGUUGAAGUUGUGUUAGAAUAUUUGAGAUUGAUAUAUUUAUUAUGAUAUUUACAAUGGGGAUAAUGUGGCUGAAAAUCAAGCAUAAGCAAGUGGACUUGGCUGUCUCAUUGUAUAUUAUUUUUGUACAAGAACCGUGUAUCGACCAUUGGAUUAUACAUUUUGUUAUACUAUUCAUCUUUUUAUCUUUUUUUUUUAUUACUUUACAGUACAAUUAAUAUUAGUGUAAAACAUAUUCGUGUUCAUAUGAUAACAGUACUUUGGAAGGAGUUGGAUUGAGUAAAAAAAAUAAAUAAAUAAAUGCCAAAAAGAACAAAGUAAUGAUACUUUAAUAUAAUUUACUCAAAAGCAAAAUGAAGAAGUGCAUAUGUCCAGAAAAUUUUGAAUUUUCUAUGUUUAUGAAAAGGUAAUGGAAAUUUGCAGAGAUGAUAAAUUUUAUUUUUUAUGUGUUUAUUGUCUACUAUAAAUAUAUUGUUAAAGAUCUUGCCAUGAAUAUUAAAAUUGUUAGAUGCUGAGCUGCCAAAGAGGAUUGAGAAUGAUUACAGAUACUUAAUUAUUCAAUCAUGGUUAAUGUGAUUAACAGUAACAGUAACAAAGCAGCUGAAUUACACUGUUUAUGAAAGGGCCUUUUUAAUAGUAAUUUUUUGCUUUAGGAAGUUACAGUCCUCAGGGAGGUGAAGGAAGGAAGAACCGUUGAAAUAUCAUUUUCCUGUCUUUUGUGUUUAUUUUGUGUGUAUAUUGCCCUCCUCAGUUUCUGUCUUUCCCAUUACGAGACAUUCACAGUCAGACUUGAGCUCGUACUCUCAGACCCCUGCUCAAAGUGACAUUCAAAGUUACAUUCAAACUGAAAUAGCCAUUCAUUGGGGUGACAUGAACUAAAUAUAAUUCACAGAUUAAAUCUUACCUCACACUUGUCUUGAAAUGUGAAUCCACUAUCUGUUGCAUAUGCAUAUAACUAUACAGGCAUGUAAGUUAGAGAUGUGUAUAAGCAGUUUAGCCAAAGUUCAAUAUUUUAAUUGCCAUGUACAAGAUGCAUUAUGAUUUCAAUUGUGUGGUAGAAUUUGGUAUUGAAUAAUAGUGUUGGAUUGCUAGAUAUGUAAUGAUGCUAUCAUAGGAUUUUCAAACCUUUUUUAGCAUUUUAUUGCCUAUGAGUAGCAUUUAUAUAAGAAAUAACUGCAGAUGGUAAUUUUCCUGAUAUCAUAGUGUUAAUGACCUACUGCUGGACUUCAUCAUAAUACCAUUACUGUUCCUAAUAUCUCGAAGCUUUUAUUGUUUUCAGUAUCUGGCGAGCUUUCGAAAUUAUAUACUUCUAUUUUUACACCUACUGUAAACCAACUUAGAUGUUUUCAAAUACUAAUAGCCCAGUUUAUGUGAUGGCUAAUGAGUUUAGAAAUGGAGAUCAAAUGUGAUAGAUAAAACUGAACAGAAAGCCUUGGCUGUGAUAAACUUGAUAAUUAAUAACUAUCAGACAUAGAAAUAAUCUAAAAAUGUAAAGUGCAGUGAAUAAAGAUCUCGUUUCUUUGCAUCUUGUAUUUUCAUAGCGUGAAUGAUAGAAAUACUUCAUACUGGUUAGAAGUAUGACCAUGUACGGAAUGGACUGCUAUUACCGUUGUUACACUGUUACAUCAUUGUCUACUCUAUAGCAUUGCUUGGCUGUUAACUGUGUAUAUUAUAGUUGCUAAUAUGUGUGUCUUCUGUGGAGAUAAGGAAUCCAUGAAUGAACUGUGUAUUAAAAAGGAGAAUCCAAUAUAAAGAGGUAUUGAAACAAGUUCCUGAUUGCUCAACUUUUUCAUGGUAUUUAAAUGUCGACUUUCGUCUUCCGUUCGUAUGUUUAUGUACAUUUCUCAAGAUACCAAAAUUUCCGUGAUCAUUGUUCAUUUCUGGUUAAGAGUCUGAAUUUGAUGGUAGUCUGAGAUGUAGGAGUUUAUUGGGAUAUCGUUUAUACUUGACUGGUUUACCUUUGUGCUCCACUUUUAAUUUGAAUUUUUCCCUUUUUUUUUUGCGUGUGUGUGUGUGCACUUUUUAUUAAGAACAUUGCAUCUUAGAAAUAAGUUUUGGAUGUCAGAGAAAACACCUUGAAAGAUUUCUUGGUCCUCAUUUUCCUUCAUGUUCACAUCCACUUCUUCCUCCUCUUUCUCUCUCCCCCCCCCCACCUCUACUUCCUCUUCCUCCUCCUUAUUCCUCCUCUUCUUAUUAUUUCUCCUCCUCCUCUUCUUCUUAUUUCUCCUCCACCUCCUCUUCCUCUUAUUAUUCCUCCUCCUCCUCCUCCUCCUAUUUUUCCUACUCCUCAUCCUCCACCUCCUCCUCCACCUCCUCCUCUUAUUUUCCUCCUCCUCCUCCUCCUAUUUCUCCUCUUCCUCUUUUUUUUCUCCUUUUUGUCCUCCUCUUCUUCCUCCUCCUCUUCUUCCUCCUCCUCCUCUUCUUCCUCCUCCUCCUCUUCUUCUUCCUCCUCCUCCUCUUCUUCCUCCUCCUCCUCCUCUUCCUCCUCCUCUUCUUCCUCCCCUUCUUCUUCCUAGUCUUCUUCUUCUUCCUAGUCUUCUUCUUCUUCCUAGUCUUCUUCUUCUUCCUAGUUUUCUUCUUCUUCCUAGUCUUCUUCUUCUUCCUAGUCUUCUUCUUCUUCCUAGUCUUCUUCUUCUUCUUAGUCUUCUUCUUCUUCCUAGUCUUCUUCUUCUUCCUAGUCUUCUUCUUCUUCCUAGUCUUCUUCUUCUUCCUAGUCUUCUUCUUCUUCCUAGUCUUCUUCUUCUUCCUAGUCUUCUUCUUCUUCCUAGUCUUCUUCUUCUUCCUAGUCUUCUUCUUCUUCCUAGUCUUCUUCUUCUUCCUAGUCUUCUUCUUCCUAGUCUUCUUCUUCCUAGUCUUCUUCUUCUUCCUAGUCUUCUUCUUCUUCCUAGUCUUCUUCUUCUUCCUAGUCUUCUUCUUCUUCCUAGUCUUCUUCUUCUUCCUAGUCUUCUUCUUCUGCCUAGUCUUCUUCUUCUUAUUAUUAUUAUUAUUAUUAUUAUUAUUUAUUUAUUUUUUUUACCAUCUUCUCCUCUUCCUCUCUCCUCUUUCUUUCUCCUCUUUACCACCACGACCUCCUUUUUCUCUUCUUCCUUCUCCUCCUCCUCCUUUAUAUAUAACCCUUCUCUUUUUUCUGUUCUUUUUCCUCCUCAUCAUUCUUUUCUUUCUCCUUCUCAUUUGCUUCCUCCCCCUCAGGUCAGCUUUAUUUCAGUGUUAUUGGGUACCUUUAUUUAUUUUUUUUUAUUAGUAAUAAACACACAUGAGAAAAAGAACUACUGAUGAGUUGCAGGCUGAGGUUCUUUAGGGUGAUUUUUGUCAUGGCCACAUGUGUAAAUCUAAUGGUAUUUUCAUAGUGGACGAUAUUAUGCUUGGAUGAAUCGUGUCCAGGUCUUCACAAUGUAGUUAUCAUUUAUUGUUUUAGAUCAUUACAUAUUAAGCUAUCAUCAUUACUUUUACAAUUAUAAUAGUACAAACAUUUAUUUAUACAAUAUUGGGGGAUUUACUAAAUACAGAUGUGACAGUUGCUCAUUAGACAGUGAAUCAUUAAUCCAUUUAAUGGAUUAUUGAAGGAAGUAUGGCAUGUUGACUGAUAUAUUGGGUAUGCCUUUUGGAAGUUUUAAGAUCAUCUGAUAUUGUUUGUUAUAAGCAAAAUGUGUUCUAUGAUAAUAUUUUACUUUCAAAAUUAAUAUAUUGACUAAAACUUUCAGUGUCUGAUUUUUUAGUUCAUGUAAUAAUGGAACUAUUCAGUACGUCACAACUUCUAGUAAAUUUUCAGGUGAUGAAAUCACCCUGUGUUCCCUCAGUUUUGAAAGGGAAAUAAAGAGGUUUGCAUUUA
This is a messenger RNA of Penaeus indicus, 6356 nucleotides long. RefSeq names its product cell division cycle 7-related protein kinase-like. Bases 100 to 2439 code for a protein of 779 amino acids. Gene Ontology annotation, biological process: mitotic DNA damage checkpoint signaling; protein phosphorylation. Gene Ontology annotation, molecular function: protein serine/threonine kinase activity; ATP binding. The record is from RefSeq and is a predicted model, not a curated record. Lineage: Eukaryota; Metazoa; Arthropoda; Malacostraca; Decapoda; Penaeidae. Gene Ontology annotation, cellular component: nucleus. The transcript has 15 exons.